AUGGUGAGACGGGCCGGGAGCAUGAAAACCGGUUGCAACUUCCAUCUGAUCGGAACAUACAGAAAGAGGUUACGAUAUUGGGAGCUAAGGGUUGGACAUGCUCAGCAUAACCAUGAACCCUUUCUGUAUCCAGAGGGUCAUCCGUCCGUAAUCAGGCUGACUCGAGAAGAAGAGAGGACGUUGGAGCAAUUGAUGCACCAGAAUAUGAAACCACGAGACAUUCUCAAUAUCAUUAAAGAACAGAACCCCGAGAAUGUCUCAACAAGAAACACCAUAUACAACUCCCAUGCCAAAUUGGGUCGAAUUCAGCAAGCCGGCGAGACACCAAUGCAGAUAUACUUCUCUAGCGUUUGA
Helianthus annuus (common sunflower) is the source of this 354-nucleotide messenger RNA. RefSeq names its product PKS-NRPS hybrid synthetase CHGG_01239-like. The coding region runs from base 1 to 354 and encodes 117 amino acids. The transcript has a single exon. Gene Ontology annotation, biological process: thymine catabolic process; L-valine catabolic process. Gene Ontology annotation, cellular component: mitochondrion. The record is from RefSeq and is a predicted model, not a curated record. NCBI's taxonomy places the organism in Eukaryota, Viridiplantae, Streptophyta, Magnoliopsida, Asterales, Asteraceae. Gene Ontology annotation, molecular function: malonate-semialdehyde dehydrogenase (acetylating, [NAD(P)+]) activity; methylmalonate-semialdehyde dehydrogenase (acylating, NAD+) activity.